This is a messenger RNA of Penaeus indicus, 2207 nucleotides long. Its product is annotated as 4-trimethylaminobutyraldehyde dehydrogenase-like. The coding region runs from base 72 to 1595 and encodes 507 amino acids. The transcript is spliced from 13 exons. The record is from RefSeq and is a predicted model, not a curated record. Gene Ontology annotation, molecular function: 4-trimethylammoniobutyraldehyde dehydrogenase (NAD+) activity; aminobutyraldehyde dehydrogenase (NAD+) activity. Lineage: Eukaryota; Metazoa; Arthropoda; Malacostraca; Decapoda; Penaeidae.
AAGUCCCUGAGGCGAAGAGAGUAGACGCUUAUCUUCCGCUCCUGAAAAUUUUCUUUAAAAAACCUUUAAAAAUGGCAAGUGGCCUCAGCUCCCGUGUGAUCAGCCGAAACAUCACAAGGACGAUUCGCGGGCCAUGGAACUUCGUUGCCGGCAAGCGUUGUCUGCCAGUCGAUAGUCCUGGAUCAAUGAAGGUUCUUGAGCCUGCCUCCGGAGAGCUGCUUUGCGGAGUACCCAUCUCUGGAGUGGAAGAGGUCAACCGAGCUGUUGGAGUUGCUAAAGGAGUAUUUGCAACGUGGAGUAAACUUUCAGGAAGAGAAAGAGGAGAAAAGCUGUUACGAGCAGGACAGAUUAUCAGGGAAAACCUAGAAGAUAUAUCCAGGUUGGAGGUGCAAGACACAGGGAAACCUAUUUGGGAAGCGCGUCUGGAUAUUACAUCCUGCGCUGAUGCUCUGGAGUACUAUGGGGGUCUUGCUCCCUGUAUUGUUGGUCAGCACGUCCCAUUACCCGGAGGAUCCUUUGCCAUGGUACAAAAGGAGCCGCUUGGAGUAAUUGGAGGUGUUGGCGCAUGGAAUUUCCCCAUGCAGACCUGCAUUUGGAAGGUUGCUCCAGCUCUGGCCUGUGGGAAUACUUUUGUGUACAAACCCUCGCAGUUCACGCCGGUGACAGCAGUAACCUUGGGGGAGGUCCUGGCCGAUGCAGGGGUACCAGAUGGAGUGUAUAAUGUUGUUCAGGGAGAAGGACAGACAGGAGCCUAUCUGUGUGAACAUCCAGAUGUCGCCAAGUUAUCAUUCACGGGAUCUGUCCCAACUGGCACAAAGGUAAUGACAGCGGGAGCACAAGACAUCAAAGCCGUGACGCUGGAACUUGGAGGAAAAUCGCCACUCAUUAUCUUCCCAGACGCUGACAUGAAGAAUGCGGUCAAAGCCACCCUCAUGGCAAACUUCUUGUCCCAGGGUCAGGUUUGCUCCAAUGGAACCCGAGUGUUUGUCCAUAGGAGUAUUGCUGCAGAGUACCUCAAACAGCUGGUAACUGCAACUGAAAAGCUGAAGAUUGGUGACCCCUUUGCUGAAGACACAACCGUGGGGGCAACCAUCCACGAGGACCAUGCCAAAAAAGUGCUGAGUUACAUCGACAGUGCCAGGCAGGAGGGUGCAACUGUUUUGUGUGGAGGAGAAAGGGUGUUGCUGAAAGGAAAGUUGGCUGGAGGUUGGUACCUUUCACCGGCAGUCCUUACAGAUUGCCGAGACGACAUGAAGGUAGUGCGAGAGGAGGUCUUUGGCUCUGUUGCAUCCGUGCUAGAGUUCGACACCGAAGAAGAAGCAGUUAAGAGGGCAAACGAUACCAUAUUCGGACUCGCUGGUGCCGUUUUCACAAAGGACAUUCAAAGGGGACACCGAGUGGCUAAUGCCAUCGAAGCAGGAACAGUCUGGAUCAAUACCUACAACUUGUAUCCAACCGAGGUUCCCUUCGGUGGCUACAAGCACAGUGGAAUUGGCCGAGAAAAUGGGUUAACGGCGGUUGAUUAUUUCACACAGACACGCACUGUCUAUGUGGAGAUGGGUGAUGUUGAUUGUGGAUUACUCUACCAGGAUUAGGAGAUUCUAGUUUCGUUGUAUGCUAAUUGAUUGAAAGGCCACACAUAUUUUGUGCAAUUUUGUUAUAAAAUCUAUAUGAAAUAUUUUUAUACUUUCAUAGAGGUAUAUAUAUAUAUACAGUGUAGUUUAAGUUUAAGAUGAAACUUGUAUCUCACACUUUUUCUUCUCAUUUAUUUUGACUUAUAUUUAUGUGAAAAGAAAUUUUGAUGUUAUAAAUUUAGUAAUAAAUCAUGUGCCAUAUUUCAAUGUAAUUUACAAAAAUGAAAUGAGGAGGAAGCCAGGAAAUCACAGCCGAGGGUAAAGCUCAGUGGUAAAGAAUACACAGGAGAUAGAGUUGGUGUUUCUUGAUAUGUAGUAAGGGAGAUACAUGUGAAAAUAUAAAACUUUAACCGAAAGUGUGUGUGUAAACGGUACUGACAGUGGGAUUAAGGGUCAAAGUAGAUUGCAUUCAUCUUUGGUCAAGUUGUGUCAGAGUGAAAUGUGUUGGUGGAUUUCAGUCUUGUUUGUUGCGGGUUUUCUCAGUAUAUUUGACAUUCCCUUCCUUGUUAUUUUCUUUGAUAUUUUAGGUAAAUGUUUUGUUAACAUGAAGAUUCUAAUAAAUAUUAAUUUGCA